AUGUGGACGCUCAUGAAAAGUUGGCUCACACUCAGUCCUAGUCAGGAUCUAAUGACGGAAAAUGCAGAUUUACGUAGUCUAUUAGUAAACGAAUUGCUGUUGGAAUUGGUUUUAAAAAAUGUGAAGGCUUAUGAUGGCCUUGAAAAAGCCAGUGUGGAAAGCUGGCUACGAGCCGUUGAAGUGAUAAACUGUAGCUGGAAUUCUGUCAGUGGCACAGAUAUACUGCUCGACUGGGCUCAGUUGACUAGAAUCGCGGAGUUUGGGUAUUUAGAUCUGAGACAGCUUGAGUCUUAUCUGCGUAUGGAGAGCGGGCUGGAGAGAGGUGUUAGAGCUGCUCCUCUUUGGGAUAAUUCUCAGCAACAGUUCGUUGGAAUGUUAACUAUCACUGACUUUAUAAAAAUUCUCCAAAUGUAUUACACAAGUCCAUCAGUUACAAUGGAUGAAUUAGAAGAACACGAACUUGAGACAUGGCGGAAAGUGCUAAAAGAACAAGUUAAUCCACUAGUUAGCAUUGGACCUGAUGCAUCUCUGUUUGAUGCCAUAAAAAUAUUAAUUGACAAUAGAAUUCAUCGCUUACCUGUAAUAGAUCCUAAUACAGGAAAUGUUUUGUACAUUCUAACCCAUAAAAGAAUACUCAGAUUCCUGUUCUUGUAUGUAAGUGAUUUUUUGAUGUCAUAA
Messenger RNA from Copidosoma floridanum, 678 nucleotides. It is a transcript of the gene SNF4Agamma, whose product is annotated as SNF4/AMP-activated protein kinase gamma subunit. The record is from RefSeq and is a predicted model, not a curated record. Gene Ontology annotation, molecular function: AMP binding; protein kinase binding; protein kinase regulator activity. NCBI's taxonomy places the organism in Eukaryota, Metazoa, Arthropoda, Insecta, Hymenoptera, Encyrtidae. Gene Ontology annotation, cellular component: cytoplasm; nucleotide-activated protein kinase complex; nucleus. Gene Ontology annotation, biological process: protein phosphorylation; regulation of catalytic activity.